This is a messenger RNA of Penicillium bovifimosum, 813 nucleotides long. RefSeq names its product SDR family NAD(P)-dependent oxidoreductase. NCBI's taxonomy places the organism in Eukaryota, Fungi, Ascomycota, Eurotiomycetes, Eurotiales, Aspergillaceae. The transcript has a single exon. Bases 1 to 813 code for a protein of 270 amino acids. The record is from RefSeq and is a predicted model, not a curated record. Gene Ontology annotation, molecular function: oxidoreductase activity.
AUGACGGGAUCCUCAGCUCCAAGUGCAACCAAGUACACCGGCCAGCUCCAGGACAAGCGAGUCCUGAUCGUCGGCGGCACCUCAGGAAUUGGCUAUGCCGUUGCCGAAGCCGCCCUCGAACACGGCGCCAUAGUAACAAUAGUCGGACAGCAUGAGCCCAAGUUGGCCAAAGCCCUAUCCCAGCUCGCUGCAAGCUAUCCAACCCAAGCCCAGGGCGAUCGCCUCCAGGGUCUAGCCCGAGACUUGGGUGACUCCACGAAAGCCGAUAGCAGCGUGCAGGAAAUAUUACAACUAGCAGCUGGCCCGGGCAAACUGCAUCACCUCGUCAUCACUGCAGCCGACAUGACAGUUCCGCCACCCUUGUCCAAGGUGACCGCCGAACGCCUCCAACGCACGACGGCUAUCCGUCUGAUAGCUCCGAUGCUUUUCGCCAAGUAUCUGCCUUCCUUCAUGGAUCGGACCACUGCCAGCUCCAUGACACUGACUAGUGGGGCUCAUGCACGCAAGCCUGAUGAGGGCUGGUCUGUUAUUGCGGCGCACUGUGGUGCGGUGGAGUCUUUGAUGAAGGGCCUGGCUAUUGAUUUGCGACCUUUGCGGGUCAAUGUUGUCGCCCCGGGGGCAAUCAUGACAGAUGUGGUGAAGGACAUUCUGGGACCUUUCUACGACCAGGCGAUUAAGCUUGCUAAAGAGAAGUCGCUUGUUGACUCGGCGGGUGCUCCGGAACAGGUCGCUCAGGCGUACAUCUACCUAAUGAAGGAUUCGUAUGUCACCGGCUCGGUGCUGGAAUCAAAUGGUGGAAUGCUUUUGGCUUAA